Podarcis raffonei (Aeolian wall lizard) is the source of this 5694-nucleotide messenger RNA. RefSeq names its product FYVE, RhoGEF and PH domain containing 4 (gene FGD4). The record is from RefSeq and is a predicted model, not a curated record. The transcript has 18 exons. NCBI's taxonomy places the organism in Eukaryota, Metazoa, Chordata, Lepidosauria, Squamata, Lacertidae. Gene Ontology annotation, cellular component: cytoplasm. Gene Ontology annotation, biological process: filopodium assembly; cytoskeleton organization. The coding region runs from base 135 to 2843 and encodes 902 amino acids. Gene Ontology annotation, molecular function: guanyl-nucleotide exchange factor activity; metal ion binding.
UGUAGGGGGCGUGGGAAAUGGCCGUGGCCAUUCCUGUCAGGGGCUGAGGAAGGGCGGCUUUCUGCCCGCUGCCUGGCGUCUGGUCUCUCUCUGCCCCCUUUCCUCACUUGCGCAGCCGGCGGCGGGAGGGGAAGAUGGAGGGGCCCGAGAGCAUGGGCUUCAGGCGGGUGGCCAUCCGGAGGAAAUCCAGCCCCAGCCUCAGCAGCAGCGCCUUGGUCUUCUCCCAGGCCGCCGCCGCCGCUUCGCCUCUUUCCCACCCGGAGAGGAGGAGAGACGUUGCCAGGGAAGCGGCGCCAACAGCGGCAGCAGCAGGUGGCAGCACAUGUCCAAAGAUCUUCAUAACUCCACUGUGCACGACAAGCAGCACAACUAGACUGUAUGAGCCAAACAUUGGCAAUGAGGUGGCUCAGAAAAUAAAUGGAAUCGUACCAGAGAAGCCAUCUCCACAGCCAGUUUCAAUUCCAAAACCACAAGUGCCUCCAAAGCCAUUACAUCUGCAGAAUUCACAGUCAUCCAUUGCCCACCAAACCCCCAGGCAUAAAGCUUUACAUUCUACGAAGCCAAGAAUGGAGGAAGUUACACCUACCUCUUCUUGCGUAUCUAAAGAAAAAACUAGUAAAGUGUCUGAUCUCAUCAGUCAUUUUGAAGGAGGCAGCCCAUCCAUUCCUAGUGAGCUGAAGAAAGAAUCCUCUGUUCUAAAUGUUGCUAAAUCUCAAGGAAAGCAUGGGCCAGCACCAGCACCUCAGCCAAAAUUCCUCACCCAACACCCACUACAGAAGCAGGGAUAUAGUGCAGAUCACUCUCAGGAUGUACAGAAUCGCACAGCCAAUGGAGAAGUAGCACAGAACCAGUUGGACUGCAGGGACAGCACAUUGCCGGUUCAUAAUGCGAGUAGGGCCAUUCAAAAUGCAUCAUUUGACAGCAGCUUGGUAAAUGGAGAACGAGAGAACAUUAGUACAGACGCAUUGCAAACUACAGCAGCCUGCAAAGGGCAAACAAUCAAUAGCUGUUGCCAGACUCCAAGUGUGAACACGUUAUUUCCAUCGGGAAAAGAAAGUGUAGAAAUGAUUACCAAUACAAAGAACAAGCAGAUUGAGGAGCACAAUAAGCAAGACUCGCAUGUGGAGACAAAGGAGACAAAUGAACAGAAAUGUUACAAUAUUGCCAAUGAGCUUUUGCACACAGAAAGAGCUUACGUCUGCCGACUUGCUCUCUUGGAUCAGGAGUUUUAUUGUAAAUUGAUGGAUGAAGCUAACAGGGGCUCAUUUCCUGCUGAAGUUGUUAAUAAAAUAUUUUCCAAUAUUUCAUCCAUUAAUCAGUUUCACAGUCAAUUCUUGCUGCCAGAGCUUGAGAAAAGAAUGCAAGAAUGGGACACAAACCCCAGGAUCAGUGACAUCCUACAGAAGCUAGCUCCUUUCCUCAAAAUGUAUGGGGAGUAUGUGAAGAAUUUUGACAACGCAAUGGAACUGGUGAAAACGUGGACUGAGCGAUCACCUGUCUUCAAAUGUAUUAUCCAAGAAAUUCAGAAGCAGAAAGUCUGUGGAAAUCUCACCUUGCAACAUCACAUGCUGGAACCAGUGCAGCGCAUUCCAAGAUACGAGAUGCUUCUGAAGGACUAUCUAAGAAAAUUGCCUCAAGACUCUCUAGACUGGAAGGAUGCUGAAAAAUCAUUGGAAAUAAUAUCUACAGCAGCAAGUCACUCUAAUAGCGCCAUCCGAAAAAUGGAAAACUUAAAGAAGUUGUUGGAGGUUUAUGAAAUGUUAGGAGAAGAAGAAGACAUUGUCAAUCCUUCAAAUGAACUCAUAAAAGAAGGACAAAUACUUAAACUUGCUGCUCGUAAUACAUCUGCCCAAGAAAGAUACCUUUUCUUAUUCAACAACAGAUUGCUAUACUGUGUCCCCAAAUUCAGCUUGGUGGGAUCUAAGUUCACAGUUCGGACAAGAGUUGGCAUUGAUGGUAUGAAAAUCGUGGAAACGCACAAUGAAGAAUACCCACACACAUUCCAAGUCUCUGGGAAAGAGCGAACUUUGGAAUUGCAGGCCAGUUCUGAACAAGAUAAAGAAGAAUGGAUAAAGGCUCUCCAGAAUACUAUAGAUGCUUUUCAGCAAAGGAAUGAAACAUUCAGAACUGCUAUUGCAAAAGAAUAUGAAGACACACCUAUUGAAGUUUCUACUGCUGAGCUUGGGAAGAGAGCACCAAGAUGGAUUCGGGACAAUGAAGUGACCAUGUGCAUGAAAUGCAAGGAAUCCUUCAAUGCGCUGACGAGGAGGAGGCAUCAUUGCCGAGCAUGUGGGCAUGUGGUUUGCUGGAAAUGUUCUGAUUACAAAGCUCAUCUUGAGUAUGAUGGUGGUAAGCUGAACAAGGUUUGUAAGGACUGCUACCACAUUAUAACAGGAUGCACAGAUAGCGAAGAAAAGAAGAAGAAAGGAAUCUUGGAGAUUGAAUCAGCAGAAGUAUCCGGGAACAGUGUGAUAUGUAGUUUUCUCCAAUACUUGGAAAAAUCUAAGACUUGGCAGAAGGCUUGGUGUGUGAUUCCUAAGCAGGAAGCCCUUGUAUUAUAUAUGUACGGUGCUCCACAGGAUGUAAAAGCGCUAGCUACCAUCCCUUUGCUGGGCUACACAGUAGAUGACACUCCAAGAAGCGCUGACCUUCCACACAGUUUCAAAUUGACUCAGUCCAAGUCAGUGCACAGCUUUGCCGCGGACAAUGAGGAACUAAAACAGAAGUGGUUGAAGGUCAUCCAUUUGGCCGUCAAAGGCGAAACACCGGACUGCCCCAAUGAUUUGCGGAUGAGUUUAGAGGACCAGCAUGAAAGCUCUGCAAAACUGGAAGCUGAAACUUGACGUAGCAGAUGAUUUGAAUCUACAGCUGGCUGUAAUUUGACAUAUUUGGGGUGUGUGGAAUAUUGGCCAUAAUCUUGCCAAAGUUAGUAAACGUAAGUCUCUCUGCUUUCAGUGGGACAGUGAAAUUUGGUUGGGUCACUGGAAAUGGUUUCAGUGAUAGGAAAAUCUAAAGUAGUUUGAUAAAGCAUGGGUAUACCAAAUGUAAUUAUCAGUUGUACUUUGACUAAGUGUACUAUUGUUUUUAUUGUUGCUGGAUGUAAAUAUACUUGAAUAAUGAAAGAAGUCUGUAGCGCUGUGCCAUCUUGAUACCUUUAGCUCUAUUGACUUCUUAGUCUUUAACUCUAAAGCAUUUAUCCAUCUUCAGUGGCAUUUUGUAUGUGCAGGUGCAAAUCAAUUGUUGUGGAGUGGCUUUUCCCCUUUUCUUGCAGUCCUUCAUUUUUCCCGACUAACUCAAGACUCAUCGUGCUAACAGUGUCCCAGGGCAAGUAACUGGUGUAUUGGUUCACAACCGUGAACUGCUUUUUUCCUGAAGGCAUAAAAAAGGAACACUUUUCUCCAUUUUCCAAAUGAUUACAGAUUAGUGCACUCGUAAAUCUAGGGCUAUGUAAACAUUGUUCAUGAAAAGAGGAGUUAGCAGUGUGGAAGCACAAUCGUUGCUUCCUUCUCAGAGCAUGUUGAGCUGAGGGGAAAUUUUCUGCUGGUUUCAGCAAAUGCCAGAUGUGCACAGUGCUGACUGGCUGGUGCCUAUGACGCCACCCUCUUCCCAAAAAUAUUUUGUUGCAUUAAAAAAUGUCAUUAAGAGAAGAAGAAGAAAAACAUGUGCAAAGGGGUGUGUACAUGGAGCUCCCUGUUGGUUAAACUGAGAGGGGAAGCUUGCACACACAUGAGCUUUCUUGCCGCAAUGCAAACAUAAGGUAGAAAGCAGCUCUUUUUGCAUGUGGGGCUAUUAUGAUUGUCAAAUAAAUCAUUGCCCAUUGCCUCAGCCAGGGUUUACAGUAGGAACCGCAUGUACCCACAGGACAGUGGAUCCUGUCAUUUAGAAAGACUUGCAUUAAUUUUAGGGCAUGCUGUGGGCAGUAUAAGUUUGUACAGAUAUUUAGCAUGCACUUGCUUCUGUACAUGAAAAGCAGCAGUGUACAUUUUUGCCACUUGUUUGUACAGUGUUCAAAAGCAGGUCAGUGAGCCAGGAUCAAUCAGAGCUCCUUGGAGCAAACAUCCUCAAGAGUUCAUGCUUUAGCACUUCACAUAUUCUUUCACACCUGAAAUGAAAAGUCCCUUAUUGGUGUAAUCUUUGCAUUGCUGAAAAAUGAUGUAACCAUCCUCUGCCACAAUGCUAACGUGAUGGAUAAUAGGAUUAAGGUUCUAGAUGGUGUCUACAGUUUAUGUCACUGAGGAGCACAAACAAAAUCCAUGGUGACAAUUGUCUUGCUUUCAUUCAUGUAAGCCAGUGCUACUCAGUAACGGUCCAGUUCAUGAGCCAUCGGCUGCUGGUCUGUGGUGACUCCACCACAGCCCAGGAUGGGUGGGAUGCUUCAGGUACCCAAUAUGGUACCAACUCCUGGCACAUCAGGUGGGGUGGGAUUUGCCAGUCCACCCCAUGAGAAAGUUUGAGAAGCACUGAUGUAAGCAACCAUAGCAAAAUUAAAUGGGAAAGGAGAUGAUCAGUUUAAGCACAAGUCAUGUAAAUUAUAUCCCCCCCAUAGGUUAGUUAUCUCCUCUUCCCUGGAUUUAAGCACCAUCUUUUAAGAAGAAAUGUGUUUCUUUCUUGAUAGAAUUUUGCUGGGCAAACUAGAAUGUUCUCAUCCAUGCAAAAUAACUCUUGAUGACAGUACAGUCCCUACUCAAAGCUUUCUUCAUCCAGUUUAACAAAAGGUAACCAAUUUUAUAAUUUGCACAUCUUAUUUAUGGGAUGGCUUGGUUUCCACAAUAUUUUACACUCAAAGUACACUGUAAACAAUUUAAAAUCUAAUUGGGAGGUACCCAUUGUGUAAAUGCAUUAAAGAGAAAAAAUUAAAUAAUGUUCCAGUUUGGGGGCUACUUAGUUAUUUCCCGUUUUCUCAAAGUGAAUGUAGAUUUGAUUUCCCCCAAGAUUUUUCUACUGAAGUAGAAGAGUUCUGUUUUAUAUAUAAAAAACACUCCCCCCCCCGGACAUGUAAUUCCAGUAUUACUCAGUCUGGAGUUACUCCUUGCAAAUGCAUAAAUAUAUUUUAAAUUAAAAAAUUAAAGAAAAGGAAUAGAUCUCAUGAGAGAUCUAAAUCCUUUUUCUAGGAAGAAAGGGAAACUAUUUCCCUUUCUGCGACAAAUGCAACAUACCAGCCAGUGUUCCACAUAAAAAUGCAUAGAAGCUCACCUGCUCUUGGUCUCAAGAAGUUUAGAAGCUGGAAAAUGUUACAAGCAGGCAGGGCAUGGGGGAAAUCGGCAAAAAGCAAAACAAAACAACCAACUGCACAACAGUCUUCAGAGUGUCACGCAGCUGAAAUAUAUGGAAUAUGUCACGAAUGAUUCUUGUGUGGAAGCAGGGGUAAGUCUUAGUUGAUAGUAUCAGAUGAACAAGCUGUAAAAAUUGUAAAAUCUCAAAGGGUAUACGUCUUUGUUUUUUUGCUCUACCAUAAAUAAAAUGCAAAAAGAAAAAGCAACAUUUAAGAUUGUGAGAGUGGUUAUCGUUAAAAUGUACAUGAAUGUAAAAUACUUGCAGAUAUGUGUAUAUAUUUCUGUAACAUAUGUAUAUUUGGUCCAUAAUGGUCGGAGCUGGAAUACUGUAAAAUUGCGCACUUUAAUUCUUGUUGAAAACUUUAAAAAUUUGUAUCCUGUAAAUUAAAAGCAUCAUUAAAUCAGUAAUUAUUCUCUGUGA